Molecule: messenger RNA, 1715 nt
Organism: Dermacentor silvarum
Lineage: Eukaryota; Metazoa; Arthropoda; Arachnida; Ixodida; Ixodidae
Gene: PTPMT1
Product: phosphatidylglycerophosphatase and protein-tyrosine phosphatase 1
Exons: 4
Coding region: 101-694 (197 amino acids)
Biological process (GO): protein dephosphorylation
Molecular function (GO): phosphatidylinositol-4,5-bisphosphate 5-phosphatase activity; phosphatidylglycerophosphatase activity; protein tyrosine/serine/threonine phosphatase activity
Source: RefSeq, a predicted model, not a curated record
CACCAUUCCUUUCGCGCAGACGAAGCCCUAAAGCAGACUACACGGAAAGAUUUUACUUUUGUGCGCUGGGUACUAUCCAGUGCACCAGUUUGGUACUUGCAUGAAAUUUCACGGAAUGUUUUCGAGGGUUACUUUUUAUCCCUCGUUAAUAUAUAAUGUCGUCAUGGAACGUGUGUCAACGAGGCGGUGGUACGACCGCAUUGACGAUACCGUUAUCCUCGGAGCACUGCCUUUCCGGAGCAUCACGCCAAAGUUGCUCGAAGAAGAAAACGUGCGAGGGGUCGUGUCAAUGAACGAAGACUUCGAGCUACGAUAUUGGGUCACGAGUAAGGAAGAGUGGGAGAAAUGUGGCGUCAAGUUCCUCCAGUUGAGCACUACGGACAUCUUUGAGACACCCUGUCAAGAAAAGCUCCAACGAGGCGUGCAGUUCAUUCAAAGUUUUGAAGGCACGGGCCACUCUGUCUACGUUCACUGCAAGGCUGGCAGGACGCGCAGUGCGACACUUGUUGGCUGCUACCUGAUGCAGCGGUACCAGUGGACGCCACAAAAGACCGUGGAUCUCCUGCGUCAGAAACGCCCCCACAUAUUGCUGCACUAUGCCCAAUGGGAGGCGCUGCACACCUACUUCAACAAAAAUGUUGCCGCCACUCUGGAAUCGGGUGACCCUCCAGUCAUCAGCAGCAGUCCCGGCUAAUCUCAGGCUUCGCUUGCCAUUGCCACUCAUUGCAUAUUUGUGUUUUACAAUGUGCCUCUAGAUAACUCUAGGGCUGGAAGUGUUGUGAUGCUGCAGUUCUUCCAGCCCCUGUAUUUAUAUUUCUGUUGCCCACACGAGGAAGGCGAAGCUCUGGCUUCUGAUGUGCUAGACAAUGCUGUUAAACCCUCCUCUUCUCUCUAAGGUACCUACUCCCACCCAUAUCUGCAGUGGCAGCUGCAGAUAUGUGUGAAGCACAUGCAGACAUAGUGUUGCAUAAUCUGUGUUGGGUGUCUGAAGUAACUGCUUUGUUGCUGAGAAUCACUUGUUCAAUGUAAGAAACUAGCAUAAGAAAGAUGAGGGCAGCAGUAAAAAAUGGCGACAGGACUCGCCGAAUUCGCUCGGUGGCUAUGGUGUUCUGCCACUGAGCACGAGGUCGCGGGUUCGAUUCCCAGCUGCGGCGGUUGCAUUCCGAUGGGGGUGAAAUUUAGAAGAAAAAUACUAAUGUUUUUAGGGUUAUGUGCAUGUUAAGGAACCCCAGGUGAUCAGAAGUAAUCUGGAGCUCUCCAUUACGGCAUCCUUCAUAACCUGCUGCGCAGUUUCGGGACGUUUAAUCCCAAAAUUUAAUUUAAGAAAGUGACAGGACAAAUGCUGCACUUGCAACUGUUAGUUUAUUCAAAGGAAACUGCGAGCUAACACUUUAUGCGUGCACCAGACCACUGCAACGGCAUUUGAUUUAAUCAAAAACUGGAUGUCGCUUUAGAUGCUCGUCUUCUUUAUCACUGAGAAUAACAGGUGGAGCACUGACACAUUAUACAGAGCCAUAUUUUUUAAUUCAGUAUGCUUCCAGAAGCUCUUGUUUCAGUGCUGUCCUUUCCCUUCUCUCUUUUGUGCUAGUUUCAUAUCUUCAGUAACAUGACCCUUAAACUAGAAAGGCUAUAUGCUAAGUUAAGAGUAAUUGUCGGUCACAAGUAGGAGUGAGAGUUAAACUACGGAAUUGUCAAUAAAGCAAUCGUAAAGCUGG